This is a messenger RNA of Parastagonospora nodorum SN15, 3120 nucleotides long. RefSeq lists its product as hypothetical. Gene Ontology annotation, biological process: IMP salvage; AMP metabolic process. The transcript is spliced from 5 exons. Gene Ontology annotation, molecular function: AMP deaminase activity. The coding region runs from base 1 to 3120 and encodes 1039 amino acids. The record is from RefSeq and is a predicted model, not a curated record. Gene Ontology annotation, cellular component: cytosol. Lineage: Eukaryota; Fungi; Ascomycota; Dothideomycetes; Pleosporales; Phaeosphaeriaceae.
AUGUACCAAUUGCAUUCUGACCGUGUCGCAGGAGCAUUCUCUGUGGACGCAGACGCCUCGCCCGAGCUGGGCCCCGCCCGCGAUGAUUACAUCCCUUCCUCUGAAGAAGACGAGCUCAGCCCAGAGUUUUCCGAGCCUGAGGCCGCCAGCUCUCGCCGCACACAUGUGGACCCUGGCACGGGUGCAACGGUGCAGACAUCAACGGGCACAAGCGUAGAAGAAGAUGGCAAUGGCAUGCUGCCCCGCGACAAACAGCGCCGGACAGCUUUCUACGACUACACAGCAGAGAAACAGAUGAGCCACACCGAGGCAAAGCAGUUUUACCAGCGUCACCAGUGGGAGACUCAGAACGGCGGGUCACAGGCUGGUGAUGGCUACAGCCCGGCCAUGCGCGCGAAGACGUUCCCUGCCAACUUUGGUGCCACGGAUGGCUUCGAUCCUUUGGGGGGAGCAGAAAGCGUUCGCUCGCGGAGAAGCAAUGUCAGUCUGGCGCAUCAAGGUCACAGGUCUGUUCUUCCCAUCGGCCUGUCACAUACAGAGCAGUCACAGGAACCCCGUUCGCACAUGACAUCUUCUGCAAAUCUGCUGGACAGCCACGACAAUCAAGAGCCUCUUCUCCAGGCCGACCAGCAAGCAAGGGCCCAUACAAAACACCCUCGACUUCCACACGAAGAGAAGCCCAUGCUCACCGAACAAGGAAUCCACGGUGCCGGCGCUGGAGUAGGCGUCGGCUCAGGCGCAGGAGGCUUUGCCAUGGACGACUCGAGCGUCACUGCUGAGCUUAGCGCUAUAUACACUAAUGUGCAGAAGGUACUUGAUCUGCGCCACAAGUACAUCCGUCUAUCUCUGCAGCGCAACUUUGAUAAUCCCAAAGACGAUCCAAGCUGGCGCAUCUACCCACCUCACCCGGAGCCCGUGUGGAACGACUCCUCAAAAGAGCGUCGUAAUGCUUCGAGUAGCAUGCAAAACAGUGGCGUGCUGGAACCUGCCGAGCCGCCCAAGCCACCUCGCAAGAUGGGCACCAACAUUGGGGAGGAUUUCCAUCUGGACGACGUGCUACCUCCCCCUGGUCCGUCGGAAUGGUCGUUCCGACUAGACGACGCUGGCGUCUUUCAAGUCUAUGAGACAGCUAAAUCUGUCGAGCUCGAUACGCCCAUAGUUGCGAUUCCAACCUUGAGAGAAUUUUACAUUGAUCUUGAUGCCAUUCUCGAUAUUUCCUUUGCUUUUCGGCGCCUUCAAUAUCUGGAGGGCAAGUUCAACCUCUACUAUCUUCUCAACGAGUACCAGGAGACAGCCGACAGCAAGAAGGUUCCACAUCGAGACUUUUAUAACGUCAGAAAAGUUGAUACCCAUGUCCAUCACUCUGCCUGUAUGAAUCAGAAGCAUUUACUACGUUUCAUCAAGUCAAAGAUGAAGAAGUCGCCGGAUGAGGUAGUAUUGUUCCGUGAUGGCAAGCAUUUGACCUUGAAGGAAGUUUUUGAGUCGAUCAACUUGACUGCCUAUGAUUUAAGUAUCGACACUCUCGACAUGCACGCUCACACCGACUCGUUCCACCGUUUCGACAAGUUCAACCUGAAGUAUAAUCCUAUUGGCGAAUCACGUCUACGCACAAUCUUCCUCAAGACAGACAACUUCAUCAAAGGCCGCUACCUGGCCGAGAUCACGAAAGAGGUCAUCUCCGACUUAGAGUCAAGCAAGUACCAAUUCGUUGAGAGUGGCGCAUUUCCAUCUACGGUCGAGACAUCGAUGAAUGGGAUAAGCUUGCUGCUUACCAGAGAUCCCGCCAGUCAUCCCAAGCUUCACAUAUUUCUGCAAAGAGUCAUUGGAUUCGACAGUGUCGAUGAUGAGAGCAAGGUUGAGAGACGGGUGUACAAGAAAUUCCCAAUUCCCAAGGAGUGGUCUACCAAGCAGAACCCCCCUUACAGCUACUGGAUGUAUUACCUUUUCGCCAAUAUCGCAUCGCUCAAUGUCUGGCGAAAGCAGCGUGGCUUCAAUACUUUUCUACUGCGACCACACUGUGGGGAGGCUGGAGAUACUGACCAUAUGGCUGCGGCGGUUCUUUGUUCACACAGCAUUAGUCAUGGCCUGACGCUUCGGAAGUUACCACUACUUCAGUACAUCUUUUAUCUCGAGCAGAUCGGUGUUGCAAUGUCGCCUCUGAGUAACAACGCCCUCUUCCUGGCAUACGAACGCAACCCCUUCUUGAGUUACUUCCGACGGGGCCUGAACGUUUCACUGUCCACUGAUGACCCUCUGCAGUUCGCCUUCACUAAAGAGCCACUGAUCGAAGAAUACUCGGUUGCAGCACAAAUCUACAAGUUGAGCGCGGUCGAUAUGUGUGAGCUUGCGAAGCACUCUGUCGAACAGAGUGGAUUCGAACAUAUCGUCAAGCAGAAAUGGCUCGGUGCAAACUACCAUCUGCCGGGCGUAGCUGGAAAUGAUAUGGCAAGAUCUAACGUGCCCAGCAUCCGGGAGGCUUUCCGGCACGAGACCCUCAUGCAAGAGCUCGCUAUGAUCGACCGCUACACCCGCGCUGCUCAAUCGAACAGGAACGAUCUCACUCACUCCAACCUCCAACCGGCUGCAGACGUAGCGCAAACACCUAAAUCUGCCCAAGCCACACACCCGGCAUCUCCAAACGCAUCAACUCAUGCGCAGCCCGACCAAUCCCAACAAUUUUCUACACUGCCUCCAGGCAUCAUCUCCGGCCCUCUCGGUCCUAUCCAAUUGGCCCGACAGAAUCAAUCUGCCGUUGCAAAAGAUGGCCCUACAUCUCCAACAAGCGCCAAAGAAGGCGAAGUCUUUACUCGUCCACGUCGGUCAUCUAGUGUAACUAUGAACCCAAGUAUCAUCUCUGGCCCCCAACCAUCCGGUGCCUCUGCCAAUGAUGCUCAGCUACAAGGCCCAGGGGAUGGAAGCGACCUCGGGCUCACUCGAACAAGAAGCAGCGUUGCAUUGGAUGGUGAGCCGAGAAUGUUUCCAGGUAUCGUUAGUAAGAACGCCAGGAAGAGCAGUAUGCGCAGCAGCGCGGUGGAAGACGGGAGCUAUCCCGGUUUUCGCAAUGGAGAGGGUGGUGUAGCAGAGGCGGAGGAGCAGCGAGAUACAGAUGACGAAGAGUAA